ACAUCCCUUCCACCCGGACCGAUUAAAUCGUCGGACCUGUCAAGGAAACAUGCACCAGCGUUGACCUGCCAAGCGUUUCAUUUUAAAUUCUCUUCAUACCAGUAAUGAUGUUUAGCAUGAAGCUGUUGAGGAAGAAUAAGACGAUCAAGUACGGGGUUCCUAUGCUGUUGCUGGUAGUUGGAGGCUCCUUUGGUCUGCGAGAGUUCACACAGAUUCGGUACGACGCUCAGAAGAUCCGACGGAAGCUGGACCCGUCGCUGGAGGCCAAAAUCGACGUCCAGAAACAGCCGGUCAUCCUGCAGGAGGAGUACGAGAAAAUGAAGAAGGUCAAUCUGGACGAGUGGAGGAACAUCCGUGGUCCUCGACCAUGGGAGGACUCGCGGGAGUACCAGGACCAGCAGCGCAGCCAGCAGAAGACCUGAGGGCUCGGGGGGGAAGUCCACUCCUAGAUCCGCACUGACGCCACUGACUGAGCAAAUCCAAUUCUAAAGACAGACAGAAAGUGAUAUUUAUGAUGGCUGUUCGCUGCAUGCAUAGAGGUUUUAAUAAACACAGAGUUCUUACUCCGCUGCUUUAUUUAGUUAGUUGCUGUGACGCGAGCCAGCGAUGAACAGGGUUAAAUGAACAUGCUCCUCAUAUUGUCGCAGGUUGGUGAUCAGCUCUUCCUGUCCGCAGCAAAAUGACUUCAUCACAUACAGUAGCAUGUUAGCCACUAGCUACAUCAUGAUGGGAUUCUGUGUAGUGCCUCGUCCACUGCCUUCUUUGUUUUCCUUGCUAAUGUUGCUCAACUAUUGCCCGUCUCAGAUGCGACCAAACACGAGCUCUUCAAAUGCUUCAUUCGUGCAUCAUGUUGCCACGGCAACACGUCUCACUGAUGGCUCCAGUGUUGCAGUGUGACAUUCAUGUGUCACUGAAACCAUCAAAACAUUGCGUCAGAUGACUCCUCUGCGGUCGCUGGUCGACAGUAACGCCAGCAUCCUCUCGAUCGCUCGGCCAGCGAGUGCCGCGGCCUGAGAUUUCAGGAUCACACGGGCCGCUGCGUGAAGCCGUGCUGUUGCGUUGUUGUUGUCGCCUGACUCCUCUGAAGGAGCAAACAUUUAAUCUGCGGAUGAGCUAUUCACGCGCCUGACAAAGUGUGUGUCUUCUAAAAAUAGUCACCUGGUGUGGGCGAGUGUUACUUUGGAGGUGAAUCACGCCGCCGCUGCUGAUGAGAUGGCGCAGCUCCGAUACACAACCUGAGUAAAGCAGAACUUGUCUGACAGAUUUAGACCAACAAAAACAACAAUUAGCUGCCGGCUACUUUAUCCUCUCAGCUCUCUCUCUCUGACUGUCACGAUGAUACAUAGUGUUUCUUCCUGAAAUAUUCUGCUCUCUUCCCUCCUCAUGAUUCAGUGCGUCCACUUCUCUUCAGUCAACUUGACGUUGGUUAGUAUGUGCCGUUUCCUAGCCUCCUUUGGGUCCAUUUCUCUUCAUGAAUUUUCCUUGGUGCUUAUUUAUGUUCGGUUUCUGUGUUCAUUAUUUUUCUGAUGGAAAUUUUUAAUUAUCUAGAUUAGAAUUAAUCUUCAAAUCUUCUCAACAGCACUUUUCCACCUAAAAUGCAGCUAGUAAUAUAGUUUUUACUGUUUCCCCGCUUUUUUUUAUUUUUAUAUAACUUUUUUCUUUCCUCCCUUUAGUACCAACAUUUGUUCGUCCCAUUCAUUUUAUUGCUUUUCCCAAGUCAAAAAGUAAAAAAGUAUUUAAAAAUAUAACUGAAAUAAUAGUAUCUUUAUUCCCCCCAUUUUCUAACACUUGAAUUAAGUCCAAAACGAUGAAUGUGUGACCUUCCUUGUUGCAGAGUAGCUUGGACUACAAUGUUCACACUGUAUGUGAACUGAAAUGAAAUGCUCGUAGAUGCUGUUCCAGAGUUGUGUUGAGCAGCACCGUCACCGCGGAGCUGCAGGCUAGCGUCAGCCGGCCCGGGGGAGUGGCAAUAUUUAUGAGAUAAAUGACCUUCCCGGCCGUCUCUGACGAGAGCUCCGCCCCUUUCUCGUGCAUUGAAAUUUUCAUUUCAAAGUGUUUCAAUAAUUCAUCAGACGUGUUAAAAGAGGGAAUCCGAGUGAAUAUUUACUCCAGCGUGCCGUGACUUUAAAGAGAUCCAAGAAAAAGAAGCUCUGAGUCCCUGUGCCAAACAUUUUUCGGGAAGUGUCGUGAUAAAUGACAGAUUUCCUCCCUGGAAUCGUCCUUUAAUCGUGAGGUCGGAUCCUCGACACAUUCAUCUGUCGGUAAUGAAGUGUGGUUUUCCCUCGAGAUUGAUCGCCUCGCACCGUCGUGCAUUAUAGAGGCAGAGGUCAAAGGUCCUGGACGAGUCGCUGGUGUGAGCGUCAGAAGCGACACUUCAGAACAAGUGUGAGCUUCACUGAAGGUGACUGAUGCUGGUUUCUGUCUUCUUGGACACCCAUCCAUCCCGGGUCGCCCGGAAGUUUGCAUUCGUCUGUGCCGUCUCAAACCAAACUUGCUGAGGCUUGUUGGUAAAAAAGCACUGCGAGGUCAAAUGCCCGACGUUCCAGUUCAGCAUCAAGCGAAGCGAGCAGGAGGGAGUGAGAAGAACCGCUCCUCCAACCUCUCUUUCAUUUCUAUAAAUAGACAGAUGUUUGGCAGCUGAAGACGAGUCCAUGCAGAACAAAUGCGCCCCCUGGCUGUCUCAUGUCAUUCUCCACAUAAUGAGCCAGACCGACCGCACAUGUACAGAACGUCACUUUCGCUCUCCCCAGGUCCGAAGCGGGGCCCACACGUUGCCAUGGUGACUGAGCUGGAAAAGCCAGAGACGCUGAGAUGUCGUGUCCGACGUCGAAUCCCUUCAUCAGUGGCGUGUUUGCUGCUCGUAAAUCACCAUUCCCAUUGGUUUCACAGACGCCUAACAAAGCUAUGCUAGAAUGAGGUCAUUUCAAUGGAGGCACGGGACGUGACAAAUGCUGUCAGAGGUGGGAUGUUCAAGUGAAAGGCCUUCAGUUUGAUGAAGAACCUCAGUGGAAGUACAAUGGCCCUGUUACAUCACCGUAACACACAACCCUGAAACUGUACUGCUGGGACAAAAGCCCUGGACUAUAACACACCUACUGCCGUGAUCCUUGCUACGAUGGUUGCUAGGAGAAUGGUCUUCAAUCUGUGGAAGACUCAUGCAUCUCCCAAGUUCCAGACUUGGUUGAGGGAACUCACCAGCUUGCUACAUGUGGAGAGACUCAGAUACCAACUCUCUGGUAAUAUCCUGAAGUUCUUCAAGACUUGGAAGCCAGUGCUGGAACAUUUAAAGGACCGUUUUCGGAGCCUUUGCCCCCUCUGUUUGUUUUAUCUUGCUGUAACUUAUAUGUGUGUCUCUGCUAUUGAUGCCUUUUUAAAUAUUUAUUUUUAUUUUGAAUAUUUGCUUCUGUAUUACUGUCUAUGUAUUGGUCUCUGUCUCGUCUCAUAUUUGGUAAAUAAAAUGUAAAAUAUAAAAAUUGUUUCUGUUGACCCUGGACCUGUUGUUCGCUGAGUAUAAUUUUGCGCUCUGAACAAGACCCAUGGUCAGGAUGGACUGUCAACCAAGCCAAGUCAACAGGCAGGGCCCAACAUGGUUUUCCUGGCAGUUUGAUGCUUCAUACUUGAUGAAUGGCUGAUCCAGUUGAAGGCUUUAAAUAGCUGACGCCCAGAUAUACAGCGGUGGAAAUUCAGUAUCCACAAG
Synchiropus splendidus (mandarinfish) is the source of this 3697-nucleotide messenger RNA. RefSeq names its product cytochrome c oxidase assembly protein COX16 homolog, mitochondrial. Gene Ontology annotation, cellular component: mitochondrial inner membrane. Gene Ontology annotation, biological process: mitochondrial respiratory chain complex IV assembly. Lineage: Eukaryota; Metazoa; Chordata; Actinopteri; Syngnathiformes; Callionymidae. The record is from RefSeq and is a predicted model, not a curated record. Bases 105 to 422 code for a protein of 105 amino acids. The transcript is spliced from 4 exons.